Mobula hypostoma (lesser devil ray) is the source of this 5214-nucleotide messenger RNA. It is a transcript of the gene rnf26, whose product is annotated as ring finger protein 26. Gene Ontology annotation, biological process: ubiquitin-dependent protein catabolic process; protein ubiquitination. Gene Ontology annotation, molecular function: ubiquitin protein ligase activity. NCBI's taxonomy places the organism in Eukaryota, Metazoa, Chordata, Chondrichthyes, Myliobatiformes, Myliobatidae. The coding region runs from base 306 to 1676 and encodes 456 amino acids. The transcript has a single exon. The record is from RefSeq and is a predicted model, not a curated record.
CGCAGGGCAGGCAGCAACUCUGGAGGUAAAUAAACAAUACUUGUCCCGCGGAGUUAAGUAAUAUUGAUGAUGACGACAGUGAAAUCAAGACCAAGCUAAAUAUGAAAUCAAUAUUUAGCUUGCUGCAUUGCGAAGGGCUUUAAACGGGCCGGUGCCUGAGCUGCUCUCGGCGCUCCUCUGUGCUGCCUCGCCGCUCAUCUCUUCGAUCGGUUGCUUCGGGCUGCGUGUUUAUGUUUGAAUCGCGCUUGACAGUUGUGGCGGGGGCGGGUCGUUGAGGCUGCAGCGGUGGCUUUCUGGUCCACGCCAUGGCUAGUCUCAUCGUCGGCUUGGUCCGAGCCCUCGACUUGCUCUACUUCUUGCUGGACCUCAACUUCUGGCUAGUGUCCACGGUGGUGGCGGUGGUCUCGGCCCUGGUGCACCUGGUCCUCUCCAUCCCCGCGGCUGCCGCCUAUGUGCUCAGCCUCUGUUCCAACCUGCUUUGCCUACUGGCACUGGAGGCAGCCGAGCUGUGCCGCGGCGGCCUGCAGCUCGCCUUCAACCUGGUGUGCAGUCUGCUGAGGGCGGUAUGUGGCCUGGCCGAGAGUCUGAAGAUGGUGGGGCACCUGAUGUCCUACCUGAGCGUGCGGGGACGUGAGGAGCUGCAGCGGGGCCUCACCACCGCCUUCUGCUCCGGACACCUCUUCCUCAAGCAACUGUGGGAUGCCGUGGGGAUCCUGGCCAGCCUGGUAGCCUACUUGGUCAACACCAUCAUCAACAUGUUCCUCAUUGGGACACAGAACCUUUUGUCGGUAGUCGCAGUGCUGGGCGACCCUUUGGUGAAGGCUGCAGAGGCUCUUGCUUCCAUCCUGGCCUACCUAUCCAGCAGCGUGGUGGGCAACGUGAUCCUGCUCUGGACCCCUUGCCAGUUUGUGAUUGAAGUGCUCAUCUCUGUCUCCAGCGUCCUGGCGGACUUGUUUCUCUUAAAUCUCUACGGCUUGGCAAUCACUUUUAUUGUCAUUUCCAGCGCAAUGAUCUACGCAAACCCAGAGAUCAUGUUGAGGAUUGUUAAUCAAGUGAGUCUUCAUUUAAAUACUGCUCCAAAUCUCAACCGGGUAAGGAGAGAGAUCUUGCAUUUCUGCACACUAGUAGUGACUAAUGCACAGCUAAUAGUAAAUUCGGAGACCUGGCGGCGAGUGUACAGUCAACAGCUGCAGAGACUUAACCCAGACUAUGUGAAUUUCUGGCCACUUGACCAAAUAAGAUGGAUUCAGGUUUUUCCUGAUAGGAACUCAGAGGACCAAACAGCUGUAGUACAACAACCAGUCAAUAUGCUGGAAGAAACAGAAUCAAGCCAUGUUCAAGGAGAGAACAUUGCUGAAGAGCAACAGGUGGUUGUGCCUGAGACUGGUGCUAGUGGUCCAGAAACUGGAGAUCAGCCUUUGCGACCAGAAGGCACCAGGGACAAUAAUGACAAUGUCCCUGCAGAGAAUGACCUCUGGAUGCUCUUGAGGGAGCAAGAAGAACGAAAGAAAUGUGUCAUCUGUCAGGACCAAGCAAAAUCUGUGUUGUUGCUUCCAUGCAGACACCUGUGUCUCUGUCAAGGCUGCACGGGUAUCCUCUUGCAGCAGCCCGCCUAUCAACACAAUUGCCCUCUUUGCCGACAAAUGAUUUUACAAACCGUAGAUGUAUAUUUCUGAUCAACUGUUUGAAAUAGCUUGGACAGGAAAAAGCCAGUGUAGCAGAUUAUUUUUUUAAAAAAUCAUGAUAAAAAUAUUUUGUUGUGGGGGGUCCAAUGAUGGUUUGGCAAUCUGAGAUUCAAGUUUCUAUGCAGAUCCUUAGCCAUUAGUGUCAGAAUGUAGAUUUUUUUUCCAUCCAUGACUAAUCUAAGUACUGCUGUUCAAGAAUGUUACAUUAGUAAUUUACUUCUAUAAGGCAUUGGGAAACCAAACUCACUGCUUCCUUUAAUUAUUUAAAAAAAAAGAAAUAGCCAACUUUUUAAUAGGUUGUUUUUUCUGUCAGAUGUGUAUUUUUUUUAUUAAUGGUGAACUGCACAGGGGAGAGCCCAAUAAUCCUGCAUUUCUGAGCUUCCUAUAGGGUCCACCUAUGUAUAAUUUUCUUAUGUUUUUUCAAAAAAUGUGAAUUAUUUUGAGAUGAUAGACACUUAUUUGUUUGCUGUUGUAAUUAAAACUCCUCAUCAAAGAUGGAAUGGGGUUGCUGCAGAUACAUAUUUGAGGCACUGGGUAUGGAUCUGCAUCAUUUCAGAUCCAUUUUUUUUUGUUCAAACAAUUUUUGUCUUGGAAUGAGAACUUGAGAUGGAAUUGGAGAUCUUGAUGGUGAAACGUAUCAUGCAUUAAAUGAUAAAGACAUUGGUUAAACAAAUAACAAUCUUUCAAGUACCAAACGUUUACCACUGCAGAAUAUGGCUGAAUAAUGCAUGCUUUCUGUUGCACAAGUAUGACUUUUCAAAGUGACGUUCUUCAUCUGCAGUAAUAUAAGUGGCAACAGUCGUGGUUUCUAACAGCACAAGUGUCUAUUCCAGGAUGAAUAGCUAAAGUAAUUUCUUUCUCAUCUGGUGGAUGGGAAGCCAGACAAGAGAUGAUUAAUGCUCUAGCAACUACGUUUGGAGAUCUUUGAUGGCAACUGAUGUUUGAGGUGUUCUUGUUUGUGCUAGGGACCCAAAUUUUGCACGUGGUUCAGAUUGGAAACACUUAGUGUAGACUUACUCUGUCAAGUACCAUGCAUUGGGUUUGCUUUCUGCAGAUUAUGGAAUUUAAAGAGAUGGAUGAAACUUUUUGGGGAUAACAGGUAUUAGUAAGAAGAGAAGACAACAGCACAUUAGUCUUUUUUAAUGUCUUUUUAAUGUGAAUUUGGUGAUAACAAACACUUGGAUUGUCUUAAACACAUUGCAGAAGUAUUGGGCAUUUCAUCUUCGAUAUGCUGUUCCACUCUCCAACCUCUUUUUUUUUAUAUAAUGUAGAUGGAGAUUUUGAACUUUGAAUUCAAACCCUACCCCAAAUUUGAGCACAAAAAGACCCAGCUUGGGGGUUAUCGGGCAAUGUCUGAGGAAAAAAAUUAUGCUUGAGUUAAUCAUCUUUCAUUGGAGCUAAGGGGGGGGGGGAAUGAAUAAGGUGAAUUAAGGGGAAGAAAGAACACAUUUAAAAUCUGAUAGUGGAAGGUGAGACAAAUUAAAUGAUAUAAAGAUGGUGGUCAAUCUUUAAAACUGGCAGAAAGGGUUGAUGGCCACCAAAAAGCCCAGUAAGUUUUAACUCCCCUAUUUCCUUACAACAUCGGAAGACAUUUUAUUUUAGUCCAUUGAGUCUUUGCCAGCCUUCUGAGCAAUCGUACUUCCCUUCCAUAAUUUUCUCUGUAACUUAUUUUCUACACAUUCCCAUCAAGUCCUAUGUUUCUAUCACUCACCUGUGUACUUAGGGUAACAUAUUCUGCAAUUAACCUACCAGCUGUACAUCUUUGGAAGGAAACCACCAUGGCUGGAGGAAUCCCAUGCACUGACAGGGAGAACAUGCAGACUCCACACAGAUGGCAUCAGAGGCCCGGGUUGUUGGAACUGUGAAACAGCAGCAGUACCAGCUAUAUUAUCGUGCUGCUCUUUAUUUCCCUUGGCCUCAAGAGUAGACUCCAGCCUAGAUGUCCUAUUGUUUUUUUUGUACUGAGUGGAGAACAAAUGUGAAGAAAUUUCCCACUACCCCUGCCCCCCACUUUCAAUGAAGUGUAAUGAAAUCACUUCCAGCCAUAGAGUUUUGAGGAUUUUCUCCUAGUCCUUUCUUGUUGAAUUAUUUCUGCCCCUAUUCACAAGCCAAGAUGUGAAUCUGGUCAGGAGUCACAGAAACAUAGAAAAUAGGUGCAGGAGUAGGCCAUUCGGCCCUUCGAGCCUGCACCGCCAUUCAGUAUGAUCAUGGCUGAUCAUCCAACUCAGAACCCUGUACCAGCCUUCCCUCCAUACCCCCGAUCCCUUUAGCAACAAGGGCCAUAUCUAACUCCCUCUUAAAUAUAGCCAAUGAACUGGCCUCAACUGUUUCCUGUGGCAGAGAAUUCCACAGAUUCACCACUCUCUGUGUGAAGAAGUUUUUCCUCAUCUCGGUCCUAAAAGGCUUCCCCUUUAUCCUCAAACUGUGACCUCUUGUUCUGGACUUCCCUAACAUCAGGAACAACCUUCCUGCAUCUAGCCUGUCCAAUCCCUUUAGAAUUUUAGUCCAACAAUGUUAAUUAAUUGAGUAUGACCUGGAGAAGCUCGAAGCAGCACACCCAGCUACUCUCUCUUACUGAGCUGUUCCUACGCCCCGCACCUCCUAUUAAAACAGGCACAAUGGAAUUAAGCCCCUACUCUGUAAUCUGUUCAUGUUUACAAUGAAUUUAGAUCAUUUUGACAAGCAGAAUCUUAAUUAUUGCAGGUUUUGGGUUUCUAUGCUAUUUUCCUGGGACCUUGGAAUGUAGUUGUUAAUAGCAGUAAAGAUUAGCUAAAAUUCUUUAAGGUUCGUGUAACCGACUCGGUAAAUAACUCAGUAUUUUCUGACCCAUGUCUAGGACUUAAAGGCUGUUUUAUUUUUCCCAUGGUUUUCCCAAUAAAGAUGUUGAGGCAGGAAAUAAGUCAUGCUAAUUGGGGGCUUUUGAUAAUGAGGUACAGCAUUGCAAUUAACUUCAAUGGUGAUUAUGGGAACAUAUGGUAACUCUCCCCCUCCCACUUUUGAUAGCAUCCAGUAGUUCUUUCUGAAGGUUGGAUAUUUGUGAACAUUGGGUUAAAAAGUAUUGAAUGGGUCUGGACUUGAAGGUUUUCUUUCCCCCUUUGUGGGCUGAGUGAUUUCUUUUUAAAUUGGGUGGUAUAUCCGUCAAGUGAGCCAUUGGAUAUAGAGUACACUAUAUACUGCAGUUAAUGAUAGCUUGCUGUUUACUUCAGAAAUACAAAAUGAGUUAACAGAAAUGUUCAUUUGGUCAAAGAUCUUCAAAGCAGCAACAGGGGUGCAAGAAGCAUUCUGAUAUUCCUUUAAUUUAGUUGCUGAAUAGGUUGGCUAAAACUUGGUAACCAUCAUGUCAUAAUGCAAUCAGUAGAAAAUCAAUCAGUGCAUGGAAGCUGAAUUUUUUAAUAUAAAUAAUGUUGGUGUUUUUUUUUGUAAAUUUGUGUUUUCUUUAAUGAGUAUUGUUUGUAUGAUCCGUAAAACGGACAGCUGCUAAGAUCAGCUUCACUGGCUGCACUGUGUUUAAUUCAGUGAGCUGAAUAUG